AAUGAAUCCCGUCGGGGUUGGCGUCCACCAUGUUGGGAGGAAGAGGCGGCGGCGCUGAGGUGGGAGGGGAGCGGCCAAGGCUGCGGGAGCGCGCCUGCGCGUGCCCGGCCGCCAGACCCGCCGAUCGGCCGGCGAGCCCUCCCUAUAAACCAGGCGCAGGGUCUGGGAUUGACUCAGGAAGAGGCGGGCGGGGAGGACUCUGGACUCCCAACUCAGUGCGCUCCAGCUUUCUCUUUCUCCUCCUGCCGUUCGCUUCGGAAGUUGGAGGAAACUUCCACGGGGUGGGCAAAGCCCGAGACCUGAAGGGAGGCAGAAGAAUUCGGGCCGACCCUCCGCCCUAAAAAAGUUUUUUUUUAAUUUUGGAGGGGGACUACAGAGGGGGCGAAGGACCUGGAGAGGGUGGCGACCCCCAAGCGGGACUGAGAGAGGGAAGGAAAGCUUAAUGGGGGUAUUACCUUGGAAGAAAAAGCAUGGAAACUUUGCCUGCUCAUUUAUUACAAUUCUCCAUCUCUCCUGAAUGAUUUGGAAGACAAGUCUAUACAUUCAGAACAUAUCUUUCACUUUGACUGCUGGAUUAGUACUAUGCCCAGCAGAAUGGGAUCAAAAAUGAAUAUGAAGAAAGACUUCAUCAGAGUAAAAACUCAUUAUAAUGGGGAUAUCCUUAUUACAAAUCUGGGUGCAUCCAUCAGCUAUGGUGAACUUUGUGAUGAAGUGAGAGAGAUGUGCAAUUUACAACAGGAUCAACCAAUUACCCUUAAGUGGAUUGAUAAUGAAGGCGAUCCUUGUACCAUUUCAUCUCAGAUGGAACUGGAAGAAGCAUUCCGCUUGUACUGUCAGCAUAGAGAAGAAAGGCUCAUUAUUCAUGUUUUCCCCAGCAUUCCAGAAAAACCAGGCAUGCCAUGUCCAGGAGAAGACCAAUCAAUCUACCGACGAGGAGCCAGAAGAUGGAGGAAGCUGUACAGAGUGAAUGGGCAUCUGUUCCAAGCCAAACGCUUUAACAGAAGAGCAUACUGUGGCCAGUGCAGUGAAAGGAUAUGGGGUCUCGGAAGGCAAGGCUACAAGUGUAUCAACUGCAAGUUGUUGGUCCAUAAACGCUGUCACAUUCUUGUCCCACUGACCUGCAAAAGGCAUAUGGAUUCUGUGAUGCCUUCCCAGGAACCUCAGUUAGAUGAUAAGAAUGAUGAAGUUGACAUUCCCACAGAAGAGAGCGAUGGAAUACCUUAUAUUCCUUCAGCCCGAAAGCAUGACAAUAUUAAAGAUGAUUCUGAGGAGCUCAAGCCAGUCAUUGAUGGAAUGGAUGGAAUUAAGAUCUCUCAGGGGCUUGGUCUACAGGACUUUGAUCUAAUCAGAGUUAUUGGACGAGGAAGCUACGCCAAAGUUCUUUUAGUGCGGUUAAAAAAGAAUGAUCAAAUUUAUGCAAUGAAAGUAGUGAAGAAAGAAUUAGUCCAUGAUGACGAGGAUAUUGAUUGGGUGCAGACAGAAAAGCAUGUGUUUGAACAGGCAUCCAGUAACCCGUUCCUAGUCGGCUUGCAUUCCUGCUUUCAGACGACAAGUCGGUUGUUUCUUGUUAUAGAAUACGUGAAUGGGGGCGACCUCAUGUUUCAUAUGCAACGGCAAAGAAAACUCCCAGAAGAACAUGCCAGGUUUUAUGCUGCUGAAAUCUGUAUUGCUCUUAACUUCCUACACGAGAGGGGCAUAAUCUACAGAGAUUUAAAACUAGACAAUGUUCUCCUGGAUGCAGAGGGUCAUAUCAAGUUGACAGACUACGGUAUGUGCAAGGAAGGAUUGGGCCCUGGUGACACUACAAGCACUUUCUGUGGAACACCAAAUUACAUUGCCCCAGAGAUUCUACGAGGAGAAGAGUAUGGGUUCAGUGUGGACUGGUGGGCACUUGGUGUCCUAAUGUUUGAAAUGAUGGCAGGAAGAUCUCCCUUUGAUAUUAUUACUGACAAUCCAGAUAUGAAUACUGAAGAUUACCUCUUCCAAGUUAUCCUUGAAAAACCAAUCCGUAUUCCAAGGUUCCUUUCUGUGAAGGCGUCUCAUGUCUUGAAAGGAUUUUUAAAUAAGGAUCCCAAAGAAAGGCUUGGAUGCCAACUACAAACUGGAUUUUCUGAUAUCAAGUCUCACACAUUCUUUCGCAGCAUAGACUGGGAUCUGCUGGAAAAGAAGCAGGCAACCCCUCCAUUUCAGCCACAGAUCACAGAUUACGGUUUGGAUAACUUCGAUACCCAGUUCACCAGCGAACCCGUGCAGCUAACUCCAGAUGAUGAAGAUGUAAUAAAAAGAAUAGACCAGUCGGAGUUUGAAGGAUUUGAAUAUAUUAAUCCAUUGUUGCUGUCAACUGAGGAAACGGUAUGAGAGAAUGGCAUCGACACAGAGGACAAAUAAUGUGAAUGAACUUUGACAUUAAUCCUUAACAACAGUAUAUGCAUGUAAGGCUGGGGUAAACGGUAAGGUUCUGAGUGGAGACCAAUGAUAAUUGCUGCUGAAAACAAACAAACAUGAGUUUAGUAGGUGUCUUCCUCUAUUUUUUAAAAAAAGAAGUUUGGGACACUGACAGAGCUGGCUUCACAAAGAAAUCUGCAUUUCGUGCCUGCUUUAUCAAGGAUCAAUAGUUGAUUGCAUCCUUGGAAGAGAGAGAUUCCAAACCACUUUCAAAGAUGCACAUUUUUGAUGGACAUUUUCAUGCAAUGAGCUACUAGAACAGUGUAACAUCUGAAGAAUAAAAUUGUUAGUGGUGUUGAAGCUUACUUUAGAUGCCUUUUUCACAAGUGGUACCUAUCUUAAAUGUCUGUUUUAUAUAUUUAUAUAUAUAUAUAUAUAUAUGUAUAUAUAUAUAUAUGUAUAUAUAAUACAUAUAUGAAAUAAUAAGGAGUUGUGUUUUAUUAGCAAUUAAACAAGUUUGGGUACAAUAUUAAGUGCCUAACUGGAUAAACAACAUAAAAAUAUUCUGUAUUUGGAACACUGGAUAAACCCUGAUAAGUUCUGGUUUUUUUUUAAAAAAAGUAGUAUUUUACACAUGGAACAUACAAUUAACAGCUGCUAUGUAAUAUUAACUUGUAUCUUCACAGAACUUUUAAAUGAGACAUAGGUCUCAGCAAUAACAAUUCCAAAUUAGAAUCAAUUAAAAUAUCUGGAUUACGCUUAAUGUGGGAGAAAACAAAAAUUUCCAAAAUCUCAUUAGGCAAUUUAAAUUUGCACAUGGUGGAUUUCUGAAAAUACUUGAGCAGUGCCUACAAUGUCUUGUGUUGUAUACCAGAUUUUUGAAUAAUAUUUUUAUCAAUGCAAUAUUCAAAAGGAACAAUGGAAGUGUAAUAGAUCAUAGCCUUAAAGUUAAAAAAAAAAUCUAGGAUAUCCAUCAACAUAUUGCAUUUUUUUUCUGAUAAAGCACACCUCCUACUUAAAACCUGUCUGCUUUGAAAUGUUCAGUGUCCUAUCAUUGACUAGUUCUACAGGAGGAUGCUUAGUAAACACAACACUCAAAGCAGUAAUAUAGUGAUGGAGAAAAUGUAUAAAUAUUGUAUGACUAUAAUAUAUGUCCAUAUUUCCUCUUUUGAAAAUGGGGGGGAUGUUGCAUCAGGUUAAUUGUUUGUCAGCUUCGGGAAUAAAAAUGUGUCAGUUCAUUUGAGGACAAACGUGCACAUUGCUGUCUAAAACCAUUCAAAAUUAUUGGCUUCUUUAUGGGUGACACCAAGAGGCCAUAUUUCAUUUUUUAAAGUAGGUCUUUGUUACAACUCAAUUGACUAGCUUGCAGUUCUGGGGAAGGAAAAUCAGUAGGAAGGAGAGAAACCCUGUGUGCCAUGGUAUCUCACCCAAUUUGGUAUGAAAUGCAAGGUGACUUGCAGCCAUUUUCACAUUAUUUUAUUGUAUAGGUUUCUCAGGGUACAGCAUUACAUUAGGUGCUGAACAUGACAUCUCAGUUGCAUUCAAGUCCAUGAGGUGCUAGGAUAAGACUGCCAAAUCAUGGUAUUUGAAAAAAAAUCUUUCAAAGAACCAUCAGUUAAAACUAUAUUUUGUAUGUCCCUUACCUUGGCCACUGAAUGAAUGCACAUCUGUGAUAAUUCAAUUCUAUUAGCCCCAUCCAGAGUUGUUGAAGGUUGCUCUCUGGACUGUAUCUUUUUUUUGUAUUAAGCAACAUCUGUUCUAAGCAGCACUAAGUCAUUCAGUUAGACGUACUUUCCUCGAACGCUUGGGAUUUAGAUAACCAAGUCAUACCUAGCUAAGAGAGAAUCCUGCUUUCUUUUUAAUUGGAUCAUGAAAAAGUUUUGAAUGCCAUUUCUUCUUCUUCUCGGUGAACCCUGACUGGUUUGUGUCUCUGUAUCUUGGAUUCUCAGUGUACCCUAAACGUUUGUGUCUCUGUAUCUUGGGAUUUACAACUGAGCAGCUGGUAUUGCAUGGUGAAAUGACCUACGGAUGUCUGGUUCUGGUGCAAAAGGGGUUAGGCAAAACACUGAGGGUUCUUUGCCCUGAACUUCUGUGAUAUCAGAACAUUAGAGUAGGGUGAGUAGGGAGGAUACACACACUUGCUCAAGACAAAAACAAGUCCUUGAUUUAUUUACAAUUGAAGACAUUUACAAUGUUGCUGUAUUGCCAAAUAAGUUGCUGGUUACAAGUCAGUUGCUCACGCGCAAGUCUAUGACUAAUGUUCUGUUCAUGAUGAAGGGGAAAUUUUUUAUAUAAAGUACUUGUUUUAUAAAUUAAAGAAAAAAUGAAGGAUGUAAUUAAAUGUGUGGUUUAAAAAAUCCUAAUAUAUUGCAAAUGGAUCUGGUAAUGAUAUAAUUGUCUUAGUAUGUAAAUGAAAUGUAAAUGAAAACACUCUAGCUAAUUUAAUGAUUGUAAAACAGUAAAUAUGUUCUUGUAGUUUUGUAUAAUUAACUAGUUGAGAUCUUUGGCCAGUUUUAUUUGUGCAAAAGAUGGUAUACUAACCCGUAAACAGCUAAGAUCAUUUAUAUUCUUGCACAUCUAUUAAAGACUUUAAUGAAAAA
This is a messenger RNA of Rhineura floridana, 4985 nucleotides long. RefSeq names its product protein kinase C zeta (gene PRKCZ). NCBI's taxonomy places the organism in Eukaryota, Metazoa, Chordata, Lepidosauria, Squamata, Rhineuridae. Gene Ontology annotation, molecular function: protein binding; ATP binding; protein serine/threonine kinase activity. The coding region runs from base 583 to 2358 and encodes 591 amino acids. The transcript is spliced from 19 exons. The record is from RefSeq and is a predicted model, not a curated record. Gene Ontology annotation, biological process: protein phosphorylation.